AUGCAGUCACAAAUACAGUUUGUCCCUGUUUCUGGGCCUACGAGACCCAUGUCGUCCGAGUCACGAAAGUUAUGCCACUCACAUGCCACUCGUCAAGCGCAUGCCAAGAAACGGCGUUUGAGGGUGCAGAAGCAUCAGAAAGAAGUGAAACUGGCUCAGGAGGAGGACGACCAGACCUUCUCGAUAGCUCUCGUUCCUCUGAACAGCACGCCAAAUUACCACAAGGGCGGUCUCUUCACAUAUUUAGCGAGCUCCUUGGCGCCUGCGGAGUAUGAUCUGCUGCGUUACUACUUCAGCGUUAUGGUGCCCUAUAUGGCUGUCAACUGUGCUCUUUUCAAUUUUGAGGGAGAUCACGGCCUCCGCAUCCUCCGAGAUUGGGUUGGGCUUGCCAUCGCGGACAAGAACUUCCUAGACACGGCUAUCCUCCUCUGUGCCUGUCAAAACAUAUUACGUGGCAAGCCAGAAGACAACUCGCUGAAGAAAAUGGCUCUUCAGUAUAAACAGAAAGGUCUCGAAACUUUGCGGCAUGCGCUCAACGGGCCUAUUCGCCGGGUGACAGUCGCCACAGGUCUUGCACUGGCCUUGGAUGAAAUGAGCUUUGGAGACACAAAGACGGCCAUACAACACUGUCAGGGCGUGGUCUCCAUGGUUGAAGUCAGUGGUGGCCCAACUUCUCUCGGCCUUUCGGAAAUGUUGGAACCAUCGUCAUCACUGUCCUGCCAACCUUCGCUUUCUUCCGUUUCUCCCAAGAUCGCCAUCGCCAUGUCUUCACCCCCUACAACUAUCCCGGAUGGCGCAUGGGUGCUCGUGACCGGAGCCACGGGUUUCGUCGCGGGUCAUGUCGUCAACCAAUUUCUGCAGCGCGGUUACAGAGUCCGGGGCACUGUUCGCGACCUCAACCAGGCAUCUUGGCUUGUCCAAGAUACCUUCAAGUCUUAUGCAGAGAGCGGCAACUUCGAAGUCGUCGCCGUCGCCGACCUCGCAGCCGAUGGCGCCUUUGACGAGGCCGUCAAGGGUGUUUCGGCUAUUGCCCACGUUGCCAGUCCCCUUGACUUCAACCCAGAUCCCAACGCCGUCAUUCCUCAGAGCGUCGCUGGCGCAACAUCGAUCCUCACCGCCGCCACCAAAGAGCCCUCAGUCAAGGAAGUUGUUUAUACCAGCUCCAUCGUGGCUGCCAUCGUUCCUGUGCGUGGGCAGGAAACCUUUGUCGACAGAAACACGUGGAACGAGGCCAUCUUGGAAGCCGCCUGGGCUCCCCCUCCCUACGAGCCGUCCCGCGCCAUGAUCACGUACGCGGCCAGCAAGACUGCUGCGGAAAAGGCAGUCUGGGCGUUUGUCGAAGAGAAGAAGCCGCCUUUCACAGUCAACGUCGUCAGCCCCGCGGGUGUCAUUGGCGCGCCUUUCCACGUGAAGCACGUUGAGAAGCCCGGACACUGGGUGGCCGCCCUUUUCAGGAAUGACAGAGCCGCGCUGGAUCCGUACCCAUCGAUGUUCUUCGUCGAUGUCGAGGACGUCGCGGCCAUUCACGUUGCGGCGAUUCUGGAUCCGGAAAUCAAGAACGCCCGUCUGCAGACUUGGGGCCACAGCAGCAACUGGAACGAAUUUUUUGCCGUGUUGCGCGAGAUCCGCCCUCACCGGGAGUUCCCUGCCGACUAUCCCGACCCUUACUUCUUCCCGGCCCUCACCGACCAGUCUGAAUCCAUCGCCAUCCUGAAGAAGUGGGCCAGCCAGGACGGGUGGAAGCCGCUGAAGGACAGUCUCAGGGAGACAGUCGAGAACCCGUACUUCCGCAUCCCUUGA
Messenger RNA from Verticillium nonalfalfae, 1800 nucleotides. RefSeq lists its product as uncharacterized. Lineage: Eukaryota; Fungi; Ascomycota; Sordariomycetes; Glomerellales; Plectosphaerellaceae. The record is from RefSeq and is a predicted model, not a curated record. Bases 1 to 1800 code for a protein of 599 amino acids. The transcript has 5 exons. Gene Ontology annotation, molecular function: oxidoreductase activity, acting on the CH-OH group of donors, NAD or NADP as acceptor.